UCUAACUGGAGCGGAAUCGCUGCGGAUGACUCUCCAACACGCUGAAACAUUUCUCUCCGGUGUAAACAAGAAGAAGAAAAAAAAAAAGCGCACAAACACGUGGAUGAGAAACGAUCUCGGAUCAGCGGGACUAAACUGCGCGUUUCUGAGACGAACCAGGAGGCUGCGAUAAAACUGACACCUUUUUUUUUUGAUCAUUUUUGUUUAAAAUAAUUAAUGUUUUUGAUGGGCAACGACGUCAGCAGAAACUACAAGAGAAUUGAACCAGCUGCUCAGCGUCGUCACAGUCUUGGGUUCCUCCCAAACAAGUUGGUCUCAAUCAACCACAGACUAGGACACUCGGCUGUGUUUUCACGACCUGCUGUGGGACUUGAUGGCAGACCACCCACUUCCAAUAUCCCGCUGCCUCCUGAGGCAGACUCGAAGACGUCGCCCACCAAGACGAAUACUCUGGCUUUCAUCUCGGUCUUUCUGCCCGAGUUCCCACAGCGUAGGUUUCCUGGACCAGACCUUUACCAGGUCCAAGGAUUCAUAGCUAAAGGAUCGUUUGGACCCAUCUUGAAAGUAAAGGAUCUUUUUCAGGAGAAGAGCUACGCUGUUAAGGUUCUACCAAAGUCAGAGAUUAUGAAGCGUGGAGUUCUGGAGCAGACCAAAGAAGAAGUAAUUAUUCAGCGGCAGCUCAAACAUCCAUUCAUCCACAACCUGCAGGACUGCUGGCAGACAAAGCAGCAUCUCUUCAUUAUGUGCGAUUAUUGCGACGUGGGAGACUUGCAUACUUAUUGGUUACUGAAGGGGAAGUUUGAGGAAGAAGAGGUUCAGCUCUUUGCUGCAGAGUUGGGCAGUGCACUGGGAUUCCUACAUGACUUAGGGAUAGCACACAGGGACGUAAAGAUGGAGAACAUUCUUUUAAGUGAUCGUGGUCACCUUCGCCUGUCAGACUUUGGACUUUCCCGACGGCUAAAACGAGGAGGAAGAUUGUUCACCAUAUGUGGCACGAUCCAAUACAUGGCUCCUGAAGUUUUAAGGGGUGGUCCAUACAACCACGGUGCUGACUGGUGGUCUCUUGGCAUUUUGUUGUUCUCACUGGUGACAGGAGAGUUUCCAGUUCCUGCAGAGCCAGACCACAGAAGCAUGUUUAACAAAGUCAACGAUUUUCCUUAUGCCAUACCCAAGACCUCCAGUUCUGCUCUGACUUUUCUGCUCUCAGAGUUAUUGUGCAAGAAUCCAGCAAACCGGCUUCGUAACCUGGAGUGUUUUAAGAUGCAGGCCUUCUUCAGGGGCACUUCAUUCGACUCUCUUAUUCUUCAAAAGAAGCCUGUCAAAGUCAUCCUGGAGCUCAGGACUCAUCCCGACUGGGCAGCCAAAGCGAUAAGAGGCCUUUCAUUGGAGUAUUUAGAUCACUUUGACUGUGAUAGAAUCCUUCGCUCUCCCACAACUCCCACUGAACAGUCUCCCAGUCUGGUCGACAUGGACCUGAGCCCAGGCACAGAGCAGACAUGUGAAACAUAAGACUACUCUCUGACUUUGUGUCGGAAUAUAAGAGCUGACUGGAAAUGAGAUACUCUGCUGCAAAGUAUUUAUUUAAUAUUGUACAAUGAUUCCUUAUUCUGUAAAUUAACAGAUUUGUUUUCUACUCUCGUUCAACUUGGUUAAUUUUGCUUACAUAUGUAUAUGACAUUUUUUUUAGCAGAAUCAAGUAUGUUUCUUGUACUUAGAUUUAGAAAUAAAACUUUGGUUUUGUAAGACAGAAUACUUCCUUCCUUCCUCACACAACUGCUUUUUGAUUUAUAUUGAAUUUUAUCAAAAACAAGAGAGUUGCAUGACACUACCUGCUGAGAAAUACUUAGAACUAUAGUUUGACAAGAAAAUAUUGUAAAUAAGAGUAAGGCACAUAUUACAUCCCUAUUUUUUUGUUUUCUUAUUUAAAAAGAGUUUCUUACAAUCAUCUAUCACAUUUAUAUAUUGCAAUAAACUCCAAACAUUAAGCCUGCAUGAAUCAUCUAUAGGAUCAGAGACACCAGGGUUAGAAAAACUAGGAAGAGGAAACUAUUUGCUCCCUAACAUAAAUUGUCUUCAUACAAACGUUGCAUCUUGAAUACAUUAUGACCAACUUUCAGCCUUGUCUCGACCUAUUUAUAGGUUAAGAUGUGAACCCAUCUAGGACAGCCUUAAUAGGAAAGAAAAUUGAGGCCCAUAUAAAGUAUCAUCAUUAAAUGUUUUUAAUUAGGUAAUAGAGAGGAGGGGAAAAAAAUGUCCCUGUGGAGACAGUCACGUAUAAUUGCCAUACUUGUUGAAGCCAUGCAUCUAUUUAAAGCUGUAUCUCCUGAAUGGGAGUGCACAAGCUCCUCCUCCUCCCGCUGCCUCCUGACAUUGGAUCCCUCUCAGGCCCUUGUCUUAGACAGGUCCAUCAUGUCUGAGUUGUGCCUGUGUGAUGACAGGCAGUCCAGUGACCCAUAUCUGUUGUCAGAGGCACACUGACACACAAUGAUGAAGAGAGAAGUCCCUGGAAAUAACGCUGAGCUGCCCUAAUACAUUUUACCAAAUCACUGUAUGCCUCCCUUGAUUCAAACGUAUUGACCAGGUGUGGUGUCAUCCUUGCCUUUGUUGGACACGCCCCUCACCUCCAUGUUGGUGCUCAUUGGUCUGGCCAACAAACUUAACCAGUCAACCUUUGCAGGUGCCUUAUUGUCUGAUAUAUAUAAAUACAUGUGGAUGUAUUUGAUUAUGUAUCGUUAAGUAUAUUUUUAACUUUUUUAAAUUUUGUUAUCUUUUUCUCAAUUUCCUACCUCCCCUAUUUAAAUGUUGUUUGCAACGUGUUUCUUGAUGACCUUGAUGAAGGCCAGAAGUCGAAACACGUCGGUCUCAUUUGUUAAUAAAGUUGAU
Molecule: messenger RNA, 2883 nt
Organism: Labrus mixtus (cuckoo wrasse)
Lineage: Eukaryota; Metazoa; Chordata; Actinopteri; Labriformes; Labridae
Gene: rskra
Product: ribosomal protein S6 kinase related a
Exons: 12
Coding region: 217-1509 (430 amino acids)
Biological process (GO): protein phosphorylation
Molecular function (GO): ATP binding; protein serine/threonine kinase activity
Source: RefSeq, a predicted model, not a curated record